Triticum urartu is the source of this 760-nucleotide messenger RNA. RefSeq names its product auxin-responsive protein SAUR32-like. Gene Ontology annotation, biological process: response to auxin. Lineage: Eukaryota; Viridiplantae; Streptophyta; Magnoliopsida; Poales; Poaceae. The record is from RefSeq and is a predicted model, not a curated record.
CGAGAGGGCGAUGCAGUCGUGCCGCCGGCGAGGGAGCUGCCACCAUCAUGCAAGGGGACCAGGCGGAGAAGAGGGGGAAGGUGAAGAAGGGGUGGCUGGCCGUGCGGGUCGGCCAGGCCCAGGCGGAUCAGGGGCAGCAGGGCGACGGGUUCCGGCGGUUCGUCAUCCCCAUCGCCUAUCUCUACCACCCGCUGUUCCAGCGGCUGCUGGAGGCGGCCCGGGACACGUAUGGCUACACCUCGGCCGGCCCGCUCUGGCUGCCCUGCUCCGUCGACGAGUUCCUCCGCCUCCGCGCGCUCGUCGACCGGGAGACGGCGCACUCGCACUCCUCCUCCUCGCACCGCGUGCACGUGCAGGCCGGCGGCCACCAGCAGCAGCACGGCUACUCCUUCGCCCCGUGCACCCGCGCCAAGGUCACCUCCUGAUCGAUUAUCCAACAUCGAGCCCCGGCGGCCCUUCGUGCGUGCGCGCGCAUGGCUACUGUGGGCACCGGAGCUCGCGUGCGGGGAGGAGUCCAUCUGUGCACCGGAGACGACGCACAUCUACACUACACGUACAUAGAGAGGCAGAGAGAUACGGAGAUGCUGGAGAGGCAGUAGGCGAUUAGUCUAGGCCCCAUUAGUCUAUGGUCCAUAUUGCUUAUGAUUUCGGCCUUGUUGUUCUUCCGAUUCUUGCACAUGCAUGUGUACUAGUAGAUUAAUUAACAGACCGAUGUAUAAUUAACAGUUGAAUUCGAUCACAGUCGUUACAGCCCGGUUUA